GAAAACGACGCGUAAAAAAUAAAACAUUGUGUUAACAUUUUUUUUUGUAGAAAAAAGAAAUUGUGUGCUUCCUGGCCAGAGAAAAAUGCUUUUCUUGUGAUUUCUUUGUGUGUAAAAUGAGUGAUAAAGCUGCAGAAAUGACGUACAGCUGGUGGGAUUGCAGUGAAUUAAUUGAGAAAAUCGAGGAGGAUGCAGCUUUGGUUACAAAAGCCAAAGACAUUUGUAUAGAACUGACCAGGAAUGCCUUUAGCAUUACGGAACUUGUAGAAAAACUAGGCCCAUUGCUGACGUCACAAAACACAGGACACCGUUCCCGGACUUUGGAGCUCUUCUCGGAGAUUCUCAAAUCCCUGCCAAGGGAUUUUCUUAAAGCGUCUCAACUAAAGUUUAUCAUUACUUUCUAUGCGGACAGGACGAAGGAUCACCAUUCGGUCAUUCCAGCAAUUCUUACAGGGACACUGGCUAUAGCGCGAAUGGAACACAUUCCGGAAGAUGAAUUUGUGGGACUACUGAUGACUCUCCUCACUGGGGGAGUGACGUGUCAGAGUCAGACACGAAGUGAUCGGGAAACUUUCUACGAGAUCAUUGAACACUCCUCAGUCACGUACGUGGACAAGUUAACUGCCACAAAGGAUGAAUUCCUUCAGGGUGUCAUUGCGGCACUUGAAGGUGAACGUGAUCCGCGGAAUCUUCUGCGUAUUUUCACAUUUAUGCCACGAAUGAUUGAGAUGUACCCAAUGGGGCAUUGGACAGAGGAAAUGUUUGAGGUUUUUGCCUGUUACUUCCCCGUUGACUUCCAUCCGCCGCCCAAUGUGGAGAAACCCAUUACGAGGCAGCAGCUGGCAGAUGAACUACUCUCCUGCCUUACGUCAACGCAGGAUUUUGUGGAAUUUUGCAUUCCACUAGCCCUCGAGAAGCUCGAAAGUCAAAUUAAGGUCUCCAAGAUUGACUCCUUACACCUCUUGUCGGCUUGUGCUACGAAAUACGGUGCUAGUGUCUUCGAGGAAGCCUUCCCGAACGUUUGGCUUAGCCUUAAAGCAGAAGUUCUUCCGGGUAGUAAUGAAGAAAUCACCGAAAUUGCUCUCGAAACAAUCCAAUCAAUUCUUUGCGCUGCUAAAACAUCGAAGACUCAAAGUGAAAACAUUCUCAAUGUUAUCCUACACUCAAUAACCAUCUCCUUGUGUGACACUAAACUACGACUCUUUACUCCUGCCUGUCGGAUUGUUGUAGCUUGCUCACGUAGCAAUGCAAAUGCUGCACUCUGUGUUGCCAAUAGGUUGCUACCGAUGUUUGUUUCGCAAAUUGAAGAAGGAGCAUCGUCUAGCCAGAAGGAUAUCCUGCUAAAGUUUGUUACAGAACUCAUUAACUUAUGCAGGAAGAACGAUGUACUGAAUGACAUUGAUGAGGGAACGUUGAAAAAAGUCCAAGAAAUGUUUCUGGAAUGCCUUAAAUUAGACUCAGCAUCGAAGGGAAUUGCCUUUGAAGGACUAAGUGAAGUUGUUGGGUUGUUGGAUGCAUCCCAGCGUGAGGUUGUCUAUGUGAAUCUCCUUGAAAUUCUUCACAGUGGUUCUAAUGUGAAUCUGGAUGCAACGCUGAAGCAAUUUGCCCAACAUGUAAGGGGGGAAUUAACGGAAAAAGUGGUCCAGAAGCUUCUUGAGAAGAAUUUUCUCAAUUCUACAAAUGCUAAAGGAAUUUUUAAUAGUGUUGUUUGCUUACUGGGAGUUUGGAAGACAUCAGAUGUGCUGUACAACUUUCUUCUUGAUAGUGUUUUUCAUGACGCCAGGAAUGAUGUAAAGUUAACGGCACUGCAGAGUAUGAAGAGCCUAAUUGCAGAUGAUGUUGCAAUUGUUCGGCAUUUUGUGGAAACUUUUGGGAUAAUUGAGAAGUUUAUUGAAUUUCUAAGGAAUAAUACGGACCUUCCGAUUGAUGUUCUUGUGGCAACAGCAGACGUACUGAAGCUCUGUAUGCAUACACUCACAAAAGAGCAACAGAGCGUGACAAUAAGUCGAUUUCUUCCGGACUUGGCACCACAUCGAGGUAAUGAAUUAUUCCUCUUUGACGGACUUAUAGGACAACUCUGUCCGGACGUUGAUAUCUCAUCGCAUUUUCACCAUAUCACGAAGGAUUUAAUCGAGUAUGCCGUGGAGAUUUCAAGGGGAGAAGUCAGCUCCAGCGUUCACCUCGAUGUUUGUGAUAAACUCCUUUGUUCCCUGUUCAAUCGCACCGUGCAGGAUUCAAUUUUCGAAGAGACGCUUUCACAGUCUGUAAACUACUUAAAUCGCCAAAUUGAGGUGAACUACCUCGGAGUGAGGACAUUCGCGUGGAUUCUCCGGGGACUACUCGUACGUGGACAUCGUAAAACAACUUCCCUCAUCAAAGACCUCACUGUCCUGUUGACGUCUGAACACCUCCAGAGUGAAGCAGUAGCAGCUUUCAAGAUCCUCGCAAAAUCUGACGACGUACAUCUGCCCAAUCGACGUCCUUUUCAUCUGCAGAAACUUUUUGAACUAGUUCUCAAAUACGUCACAACCGACGACAAGUACACACCAGCACAACUGGCUGCUCUCACAGAGAUCCUCCUUCAUCUCCCAAUGAAAGUGAUCACGAUAAAUCUUCAACGAAUCGGAAAGAUUCUCUUUCAAUGCCUCGAUUGUGAAAACAGUGACACCCACCUCAUAACAAUCACUCUCAUUAAUCGUCUCCUAAAGGAAGACAGUGACUUCUGCCGGCAUCAUCUUCAAUCCCUCAUUCCACGAUGCAUUCAGCUUAGUUCGACUAAGAAAUCCAUUAAAACGCGACUGGCUGCUUUGGAAUUUCUUCACAAUGUUACAAAGACGUACGAUACUGUGCUCCUGGUACCCUUUAAACAGGACGUCGUCUAUGGGUUACAACCAGCACUGGAUGAUCACAAGAGAAUAGUAAGGGCAGCAGCUGUUAAAGCUCGCUCCUCGUGGUUUGUAUUCGACUCCGAUAAGACAAAAUGAAUAUAAAUGGCUCAUUUCGCAACAACGGACCGAAAAGUUUAAUUUUUGUUGAAAAAUAAAAUAAUGACAAAUAUAUACUUAAUUUUGGGAAGAAAACAA
Lutzomyia longipalpis is the source of this 3083-nucleotide messenger RNA. RefSeq names its product MMS19 nucleotide excision repair protein (gene Mms19). NCBI's taxonomy places the organism in Eukaryota, Metazoa, Arthropoda, Insecta, Diptera, Psychodidae. Gene Ontology annotation, biological process: iron-sulfur cluster assembly. The coding region runs from base 117 to 2984 and encodes 955 amino acids. Gene Ontology annotation, cellular component: cytosolic [4Fe-4S] assembly targeting complex. The transcript has 4 exons. The record is from RefSeq and is a predicted model, not a curated record.